CGGUAAAACGCAUGCGCAGGCCGUGCGGUAAUGGCGAGCUACACAGGGGGACAUGGGCGAAAACGUACCACUAAAACUCGUUAUGAUUCCAGCUUUGUCAACCAACCUAUUUACAUUUUGUUAAUGCCAUAGUAACUUGCCAACGAUGCUGUAAGCUACUCGUAUUCCAUCACCUCACACACAUUCCUGUCCGCCCUGGAUCACCCAAACUCUUCAGCUUCACACCCCAACCUUCACCAGCGAUUCACUCGCUUGACCCUGGGCGGCGGUGGAGAUUUUAAGUCCACACCACACCCUGCUUUCCCUCACCCAGACAUGGCACCCAAGAGAAAACGAGGAACUUCUUCGGCGGAAGAUAUUGUCAAGAAUAAGAAAUCCAAGGAAGGCAGCAUUAGAAAUUAUCUUCAUAGCAGCUCGUUGACCAGCCAUCAUCACCACGUUAGUAGGGCACCCUUUUCAGUCAAGAAAUGUCAGAACUGGUUUAGAGAAUACAUGGACCCGGAUACAGAUUCAUUAGGCCCUGAAGGUAUGGAGAAGUUUUGUGAAGACAUUGGUGUAGAACCAGAGAACCUGGUCAUGCUGGUCCUGGCCUGGAUGUUAGAUGCUAAACAGAUGGGCUUCUUCACACAAACAGAGUGGAUGAAUGGCAUGACCAAAUUACAGGUGGACGGCACAGAAAAAAUUAGGGGAAAGUUAGAGACAUUACGAGCCCUUUUAGAUGAACCUGCAACGUUCAAGAAGAUCUACAGAUAUGCUUAUGAUUUUGCUAGGGUGAAUAAAGAUCAGCGUAGCAUGGACCUUGAUACUGCCCAGGCCAUGCUGACGUUGCUACUGGGUCGUCAAUGGCCUCUCUUUAGUCAGUUUCACCAAUUCCUUGAGAAGACCAAGUACAAGGUGAUCAACAAGGACCAGUGGUGCAAUAUCCUGGAGUUCAGCAGGGCCAUCCGACCUGACCUUAGUAACUAUGAUGAAGAUGGUGCUUGGCCUGUGAUGCUUGAUGAAUUUGUGGAGUGGUUCCGAUUACACCAGACAGGGGGUGCCUCCUCGUCAGCGUUCACGUAACGACAGCCAGUCAAACAACUUGAUGACUACAACUCAAAAACAUGGACAACUUUUAAUACAAGACACUGAACAUGACAAAGAAGCUGCGACAAAAGCUUCUCACCUGAUUUCCAACAUGCCUAACUGCCAAACUGCAAAGGCACAUGCUUCCAUGCUAGGACGGCUUUGAUACAAAUGAAAAUAAAACAGUAAAAGGGUGACUGUGUGCUGCCGCUCCUCCAGUCGUGACUAUUCCAUGUGAUGUAGCACUUGUUCUUGUCUGUCUGUCCACCACAUCCUGCUGCGAUGCACAUGUGUAUAUAACACGGGAACGGAUCAUUCACCUGCAGAUUAUUUCCAUUGUAAAUAAAGCAAGUACCAGGCCAUCAUUAAUCAGGCUAUGGAUGCAAUGGAUAAGGACUGUCUAUACUCUGCCACAGUAGAUAGAUACCUGGAGUGCAAGAAAGACGUAGCUUCAUCUUUGACCUUAAGUGCAAGAAGGACACAGCUCUAUCUUUAAUAUUAAGAGAACAUUGGCUUCCUUGUGAAAGAUUUGCAUCGGGUCUGUUUUCCGUUUUCGCCAGAGGGUGGUUAUCUAUUCCAGUUAAACGAAAUAGAAAUACGAAGCGUUAAAUAGAUGCUUCUAUCUGGUGCAAGAAGGACAUAACUUCAUCUUUUCCAUUAAGAGAACAAUUGCUUCCUGGAGAAAGAUUUGCAUCAGGUCUUCACCAUUGUGGUGUCAUAGGAUGGUUAUCUAUUCCAGCUUAUGAAAAAAAUAUGAAAUUUUGAGCAUAUAUUACGGACACUAGGUGGAAGUCUUUGCACAGAGCAAAGAAAAUAAUCAGUCGGUUUUAUUUUAUUUUCUGAUUGCAGAAUAUGCGCACUCUCAUUUGAAUUGUCUUGUAUGUUUAUACGCCACGUCAGAAUGUGUAUGUAAUGAGCUUUUUUAUAAAUACUUGAUCCCUUCCAGCCAUUUUACCUUCACUGUUCGUAGAAGUGGUUUUGCAAAAUUGUUGAAUAUUGAUAUUCAAACUGCAUAACUUUGUUUAUUUGUAUUGUUUUGUUUUUAUAUGUGAUGAUUUUUAAAAAUCCUAUUAUGGAUGAUGAUAGGGCAUUAUGGGAUUAACAAAUGUGAAACCUCUUUGAUAAUUUGUGUGUGGGCCACUAGACUGGUUGUGAAAGAUAUGUUCACCUAAAGGGUACUUGCUUGUUUAUCUAUGCCAAAGGAUAUUAGGGACCUUGGAAGUGCUCUUGUGUGAUUAUGAAUGUUGCAAAACUUUUAGUUGAAGUUUCUUUUUCUUUUUCAGUGUAGCUGAGAGCAGAUAAAUUGAUAUUCAUGGUUCUCACAUUGUUUUUAACUUGGGUUGCCAGCUAGGCUAACUUCAGAAACUUCAAACUCAAGACCAUAGUCAACAAAGUAAACAUGGUAAUGUUCUAAGUUAGUGUCAAUGUUCAUAUUCAUGGAGCACAAAAAUUGUUCCCUUCCAUAGAGAUUGUAUGUUGGAGGGAACUAUUUUGAGCUUUAUGAAUUGACCUUUGACCCGCACAUGUUAACUCGAUGUGGGAGCUGUAUUUGGGGAUAAAUUCUACGUAUUUGCAAUCGACUGUCAACUACGGAAUUGGUUAGACUCUUGUCCUCUUCUGAUAAGCCAAUGAAUAAUUACCUCAUGAUAUUGCAUAAGAAAUGGCCGGAGGUCAAAACCAUUUAAAGACGUCAACGGAUUUGCCAUCACCAAAUUUAGGACCACCCGAUGUCAUUUUCUGAGUGUUAUUUUGUCUCCACUGAUAAUCGUAUUACUAUAUUGCUAUUGUGAUUAUAUACCUCAUUGCAUUGCAUAGCUUUGCAAGAACUCAUUACCUGCAUUUUGUGUAUAUUAGAUCAAUGUAUGAGUGUGUUGAAGAAAUGUACUGGUGUGCAUGUAUGUAUAUAAAAGGCACUAUUGCCCAAUGGCCUUUGUGAAAAAUAAAAACAAGUAGAAAAUGGGGCUUGAUUUAAGCAGGUUCUUCAGUCUUGCACCAAGAGUUGCAUGUUUAGCAGAUAAGAAAGUAGUCGAAGCAAUUUUUUUAGUUAAUAGUUAUUUAUGACAACAGAUCAUUUAGUAAUUAUAACUACUUGAAUUUUAAGCAUGAGCAGAAUAAUUGAUAUGAAUUAAGGAUUAUAUUAUUGACAGAAGUCAAAAUAAAUACAUGUAGUUCAUGCAAUUAAGCCAUAAAAUGAUAUUUUACAAGGAGGUGACCAGAAUCACAACGUUAUUCUUUUUUAAUUAAUAAAUAAUACAAUUCUAAAAAUUUUAAUGGAACUGAAAUAAUAUUACCAUGGGACAUACAUGAAUAUGUACUUCCACUAUUUGCAUGUUAAGGAUAAUUUGAUAAAGACUCUUUGUAGCACUUUAAAUCAACAUUUUGCAAACUUCAUGACAAGUGCUAAUUUUGAAUUGAUAACAGCAGAAUCUUUUGACAGUGCUGCUUAGAUUGUUUUGCUUCACGUAUGUGCCACUACUGUACCUUCAGCAAAAUGGAAUCAAGUGAAAUAAACCUUUUCCCUUUUUUUUUAGUUGUUGCAAGAAAGCACAUUUUUUAAAAGAUUUUUUUUUCUUCUGGUUUAUUCUAGAUGUUAAUGUAUGUCCUUAGUUUUAGGAAAUGUCUUCCUGCAUAUCCCUGCAUGUUUUAAAUCAAUGCUUAAUAUUCAUGUUGCAUGUUGAUCCAAAUGAAAGUUAAGAUUUAUAUUUUCAAAAGUAUUGUUUCAUUAAAAAGAUUACUUUUGUGAUGGUUGUCGUAGUUUGUUGUCAGUCCACAUCAUUUCGUCAGGAUGGGCAAUUUAAAUGAAUUAUAUUUUCUAAAGCUAAUUAAUAAGAAUAUAAAAAGGAAUAUGUGGACUUUUUGUAAACAAAAUUAGAAAAGAUAUACCCUGUACUGUAUAUGUUGCAUGUCUGCCCUUUCCCUCAGAAUAUUGCUUGCAUCAGAAAAAUUGGGUUUGGGUGCACUUUUGUGGAUUAUUUUCAAUUUGUUGAUGUAUAGCUGUUGGUCAUUCCACCAUCAUUUUCAUCUCUUUGAUGAUGUUUGAUAUUGCCUUUAGCAUCUUAAGCCAAAAUGGAAAUGCUUACUCGAGUGUCAAGAUUUUGUGUCAUUUAGUCUCUUUUAACAUAAGUUUUCUGAUACAGUAAAACCUGUCUGUAAAGGCCACCCAAGGGAAACAGGAAAACUGGUUACUGUAGACAGAUGGCCUUUCUAGACAGGUCCUACAACAUACAUUUUCUUCCUAGCGAGAAAUAAUAUAGAUGACCACUAUAGACAGGUGACCUUCAUAAACAGGUGGCCACUUAGACAGGUUCAACUGGAGUCACUGGACAUGUCUGCCAUCACUUAACUUUUGUUUAAUUUAAAUGCCUAUAAUUCAGGAGUAUUUGCUGAUCUAUAUUGCUUCAAGAUGUGACAUUUACAAUCAGUACCGAUAAAUAAACAAAUAAAGUAAACAUAUGCUAGUUAUUUUGUUAGUGUUCUUCCUUGUUUAUAAGAUCUAAUCCAAAAAUAUAUGGUGUAAUUAUAAGUUGAUGUUGGUGUUCAGACCUGAAGUUGAUAUUUGAUAUUCUUGUGUCCUAUUUUCUAUUGAUCCAUUCUCAUAAAAGAACUUAACUCAGCAAGGAUAAAUAACUGCAAUUUACAUUGUUUGUUCAUCUUCAUUUUGCAGAAAGUGCAUGAAUAUCAACCAUCUCAAUUUUUCUUGAUGAAAUUAACUUUUUUUCCCAUUUAAGUGAAUCUGUGUUAACACAUCUUAAAUCGUUAUUCAAGAAGUGGGAUUUAUAUAGGCUGCGUGGAUUACCGGUAUUGUUUUUAAAUAAGUUUAUGAUAUGAAGAUUUGUCCUUAUUGAGCUUCUUGAUGCUAUUUCAUGUAUUGGAUUAAAAGAAAUGUAUGUUUUCCAUUUAAAUGCAUACCUUAUUAAUUGGACAUAUUUUAUACAGGUUUGCAGAGGUACUAAUAAGGUUUGUUUUUGUUUCAAUAUAUCUUUUUUUAUGAUAAUGCUUGCAUUUUAUAGAUUUACAGCCACAUGAAAGCACUACAGAAAACUAAUAUUUGGGUCACACAGUUCAUUGUGAUAUAUUUAUCUAUGUGCAUUUAUGGAAAGUCUGAAAUAAGAUACAAAGCCGGAACUCAGUAAUCAAGGUAUGUGUACAUAAGUAUCAGUUAUCAAAUAUUCAGUAUUCUUUGAUUGAAUCUUUUCUCUGUUGCAGGUAAAUAUAUGAACAAACUUAUUUUGUAAAUCUGUCAAA
Messenger RNA from Strongylocentrotus purpuratus (purple sea urchin), 5310 nucleotides. Its product is annotated as DCN1-like protein 5. The record is from RefSeq and is a predicted model, not a curated record. Gene Ontology annotation, molecular function: ubiquitin conjugating enzyme binding; cullin family protein binding; ubiquitin-like protein binding. NCBI's taxonomy places the organism in Eukaryota, Metazoa, Echinodermata, Echinoidea, Camarodonta, Strongylocentrotidae. Gene Ontology annotation, cellular component: ubiquitin ligase complex. Gene Ontology annotation, biological process: positive regulation of ubiquitin-protein transferase activity; protein neddylation. The coding region runs from base 316 to 1062 and encodes 248 amino acids. The transcript is spliced from 8 exons.